This is a messenger RNA of Myripristis murdjan (pinecone soldierfish), 1857 nucleotides long. RefSeq names its product methyltransferase like 17 (gene mettl17). Gene Ontology annotation, molecular function: structural constituent of ribosome; methyltransferase activity. The record is from RefSeq and is a predicted model, not a curated record. Gene Ontology annotation, cellular component: mitochondrial small ribosomal subunit. Gene Ontology annotation, biological process: translation. The coding region runs from base 106 to 1503 and encodes 465 amino acids. The transcript is spliced from 14 exons. Lineage: Eukaryota; Metazoa; Chordata; Actinopteri; Holocentriformes; Holocentridae.
AGUUAUUUUGUUGGAGGACCAGUUGAAGCCCAGCGUGCGGGGUUGGAAGUUGUGCGGGCUGAGCGGCGGGUGUUCCAGCUGUUUUAACGCAAGAAAUCAGGAGAUAUGGCGACACGGACCUUUGGCGCGUGUGUCCUGUGUCAGCGAGCCGUCGUGCUGAGGAUGACGUGCAGGGGAAUGAGUGCAGCAGCACAGCCACAGUCCCAGGCUGAUUUCUUAAACGGAGCGCCGCACAGGAAGCACCCAGGGGCGACCAACCUGAAGACACUGCGCUUACCCGAGGAGCUGCAGAGAGCCGCCCAGGCCAUCGUUCACAGAGCCCAGGUGCCGAAGCUGACGGCGCGAGCCCACAGCCUCAGAAACUUCCUGUGGAGCCGGAAAAGAGCAGCCGAGGACGAGACGCUGAGGCAGAAAGCCAGGAACCUGGAGAAAGCUCUGUGGGAAAAAGCCCGAGAGAAAGGAGGAGAUAUAGACGAGCAGCUGCUGGAUAUCCGCAUUAAGAAGAAAGUGCUGUCAGAGCUCAAAAGAACGACAUAUCACUGGACUCCCAUAAAGUACGACGAAGAGCUGGGUGUGAUUUACAUGGUGGCUCGUCUGGCUGGAGGUUACGCUGCCGUGAGGCGAGCUCUCAACGAGAUAAAGAAGAGAGAUCCGUCCUUCGCUCCUCAGUCUCUCCUGGAUUUUGGUUCGGGGUUAGGAACGGUGGUCUGGGCUUCACACUCGUGCUGGGGGGACAGUUUGAAGGAGAUGGUGUGUGUGGACAGCUCGGGGCCCAUGAACACCCUGGCAGAGCAGCUUCUCAAAGGCGACGACGAAAAAGCCGAACCUCACAUCAAGCAAGUCUAUUUCCGACAGUUCCUCCCUGUUUCGCCCAAGGUGCAGUUUGACGUAGUGGUCGGGGCGUUUUCCCUCUCAGAACUGCCCAGUAAGAAGGAGCGAGAUGAGAUCCUGUUCACUCUGUGGAGAAAGACCAGCUCAUAUCUGGUGUUGGUUGAAAAUGGGACCAAAGAAGGCCAUCAGAUGCUUAUGGAGGCCAGAGACAUUUUAUUAACGAAGAAAGAGAAGUUCCUCUUUGACACCAGAGCAGCAUCAGUGUUCGCCCCCUGUCCUCAUGAACUGCCGUGUCCCAAGUUGGCCCGUCUGUCCCCGGUGCCCUGCAACUUCCAGCAGCCCUACCACCCUCUGCCGUUACCUGGGCGUCCUGAUCGACAAAUCGAGAAGUUCAGCUACCUGAUCCUGGCCCGAACGGAUGGAGUGGAGGCAGAGAAAGGAGGUGUGGACUGGGCCAGGCUGGUGGCACCGGUGCUGAGCAGGUCGAGGCACGUCCACUGCCAGAUGUGCUGCCCUAACGGACAGAUCCAGCAGGUGGUGGUGACUGCCAGAAAACACGGCAGAGAUGUAUAUCGUUGUGCCCGGAGCAGCGAAUGGGGAGAUCAGCUGCCAGUCAUCCAGCAGCAGGAGGCGGGCGUGCAGAGUGACCACCCAGAAGAAGGAAAGGAAUGAACCUCACAACUACAACCUACUGAGACUCAUCAUUUGUUAGCAAACUAGAACAUCUGCAUUUAUUGACAAAGAGCCAGCACACUGUCCACUUUAAGUACGCCUCGUCCUAGAUUUCCUUACUUGAAUGUUGUCUAAACCAAAACCCGUGAAGUGUCGUCGUGAUACUUUGUCAGAUGUAUUUUGUGGACAGAGCAGUUGCUUGGUAAAACGCUGACUAACCUGUUAUCUGAUGUGUGACUGUAAAGAAUACUACAGUAAAAAAAUAAAAUAUCCUGUCCAGCCAAUAAGCAAGUGCCACAUUCUGCACUUCACCCACUUUUAUUGUACACCACUUUCAAUAAAUCAUAUUCCAUA